Molecule: messenger RNA, 2050 nt
Organism: Salarias fasciatus (jewelled blenny)
Lineage: Eukaryota; Metazoa; Chordata; Actinopteri; Blenniiformes; Blenniidae
Gene: pelo
Product: pelota mRNA surveillance and ribosome rescue factor
Exons: 13
Coding region: 422-1579 (385 amino acids)
Biological process (GO): nuclear-transcribed mRNA catabolic process, non-stop decay; nuclear-transcribed mRNA catabolic process, no-go decay; RNA surveillance
Cellular component (GO): cytoplasm
Source: RefSeq, a predicted model, not a curated record
GUUCUUGAUUGGUUGCGUUCAACAUCAGUCAUUAUUUACUUAUCUCAAACUACAAUGUAAAAUAAAUGACGUUAGUUAAAAGAUAUGUGUGCCUAUUUGCUCGCUGCAGAUUGCCGGCUUUGCAAAAUAAACCGAGUUAAAGUACAUUUUUCGAUGCUUGUGCGGUAUUUGUGUUUAUGCGGCUUUGUGUUUGUUGCGCAGUAAAAGCGACACCCACGGAAGUGACCAAGUUGGGAUGGAUCGACGACGCACGCGAAACAUGACGCAAUGUCCCCGCGCCUGGAAACACGCACGGAGUGAUUCAUUCUCAAGUCAAGGGAUGCCUUAGCCACCUUUACUGACAGACAAACAUGACUCAAACUCGGGCGAACCUGUGGGUUUGACACCAGCACAUCCAUUUGAACCACGCAAGAGCUCGACCAUGAAGUUACUCCAUAAAGACAUUGAGAAAGAUAACGCCGGGCAGGUGACUCUGGUGCCGGAAGAGGCGGAGGAUAUGUGGCACACCUACAACCUGCUGCAGGUCGGGGACAGCCUGAGAGCUUCCACUAUCAGAAAGGUGCAGACAGAGUCAACCACAGGAAGCGUCGGCAGCUCAAGGGUUCGAACUACUUUGACGUUAUGUGUGGAGACGAUCGACUUCGACUCCCAGGCCUGCCAGCUGAGGGUGAAGGGCACAAACAUCGAGGAGAACCAGUAUGUCAAGAUGGGCGCUUACCACACUAUUGAGCUCGAACUCAACAGAAAGUUCACUUUAGCUAAGAAGAACUGGGACAGCGUCGUGCUGGAUCGAAUCGAGCAGGCGUGUGACGCGGCACAGAAAGCAGACGUGGCGGCUGUGGUGAUGCAGGAGGGUCUGGCCAACCUGGUGCUGGUGACCCCCGCAAUGACGCUGCUCCGCGCCAAAGUGGAAGUCACCAUCCCUCGCAAGAGACGGGGAAGCUGCACCCAACACGAGAAGGCGUUGGAGAGAUUCUACGAGGCUGUAAUGCAGGCAAUUCUUCGCCACAUCAAUUUUGACGUGGUGAAAUGUGUGCUCGUGGGCAGCCCGGGGUUUGUGAAAGACCAGUUCAUCACCUAUCUUUACAAGGAGGCAGUGCGGCAGGAUAACAAGCUGCUCCUGGAGAAUCGACCCAAAUUCAUGCUGGUUCACUCGUCAUCAGGUCAUAAAUAUUCUCUCAAAGAAAUCCUUUGUGAUCCCACUGUGACAAGCAGGCUUUCUGAUACGAAGGCGGCCGGAGAGGUGAAAGCGCUGGAAGAUUUCUAUAAAAUGCUCCAACACGAGCCUGACAGAGCCUUCUACGGAGUGGCUCAUGUGGAGAAAGCAGCUGACGUCCUCGCCAUCGACACCCUGCUGAUAAGCGACAAGCUGUUCAGGCAUCAGGACAUCCAAACAAGGAAUCGCUACGUCCGGUUGGUCGACAACGUGAGAGACAACGGCGGCAACGUCAGAAUCUUCUCCAGCCUUCACGUGUCUGGCGAACAGCUGACUCAGCUGAGUGGCGUCGCCGCCAUCUUGCGCUUCCCCAUCGCCGACCUGUCCGAGCCCGAAGACGAGAGCAGCUCAGACGACGACUGAUCCACACACACACGCACACACGCGCACACACACACACACACACACACACACACACAGGCCAGAUCGUGAACAGCAGAGGGAGGCUGUCACUGGUUACAAAUAACACAAGGAUGCAUUGAUUCAGAGUGUUGCAAAAGAAAAAAAAGAGAAAAGCUGCUGUGUCAAAAUCGAGGAUUUCUACCUCCGCAACACGAACAUCUCCUUCAAAUCCUAAUCAGCACCCGGUUUUCUGAAGCGGCCAUAAUUUAACUUAAUUUGAUGCGUUGUUUCAGUUUUUCGCUGCUUUUGAGUUGAAGGUGAUUGAUUCAGUAGCACGAUGGAGGUGAAUGUAACAUUUGUUGCCAAAAUGCAAAUGAAAUCCUGAAAUGUGUGUGACAUUUAGCAAUAGAAAAAAUAUUAGAUUUUGUUUUUUCCCCCCCAAGAUGUAUAUACAACUUAUGUUUCUUGCAAAUAAACAAAAGCAUGCAACGA